Callithrix jacchus (white-tufted-ear marmoset) is the source of this 9393-nucleotide messenger RNA. RefSeq names its product spermatogenesis associated 6 like (gene SPATA6L). The record is from RefSeq and is a predicted model, not a curated record. Gene Ontology annotation, cellular component: sperm head-tail coupling apparatus. Lineage: Eukaryota; Metazoa; Chordata; Mammalia; Primates; Cebidae. Gene Ontology annotation, molecular function: myosin light chain binding. Gene Ontology annotation, biological process: spermatogenesis.
ACUUCCUGUUGGGGCGGAGCUGUGGCGGCGAGUCAGUGGACCAGCUGUAUCUGCAAUUGUAUUCCUGUUUUAAGCACCGUUCUUUGGAGUAUUUCGGCACUGGAGCUUUAACCGCUGAUGGCGCUGUGGGUGGAGAAACGUUUGUUAGGCUUGUUACAUCAUGGUUGCAGGAUGGUUGCUACAGCUGUGGACAUCACAUCAAAACAUGGCAGAAGCUAAAGCAGGAAGAGAGAGGAGGAGGCAAAACAGCUUUAUUCACUUGUGGCUCUCAUGAAGAAUAAAGAUAUUUCUCAAAAGCUUCUAGUGAAGUCCUUAUAUCUUACUGGUGAGAACUGGCUUAAAUAAAUUAUGAUUCAUUCUCUGGAGCUGGAUGCAUUGCUACCUAAACAAAACUGGAGUUCUGUUAGCAAGGAGGAAGAGUGUCAGAUGGAGUCUCACUCUGUCUCCUAGGCUGGAGUGCAGUGGCACGAUCUCAGUUCACUGCAACCUCUGCCUCCUGGGUUCAAGCAAUUCUCCUACCUCAGCCUCCUGAAUAGCUGGGAUCACAGGGAACGAUGCCUCUGGAGGUGGUGGUGGAGCUGCAGAUCCGGGCGAUUUCUUGCCCGGGGGUGUUCCUGCCUGGAAAGCAAGAUGUGUACCUCGGGGUCUACCUCCUGAAUCAGUACCUGGAGACAAACAGCUUUCCUUCUGCGUUCCCCGUUAUGAUUCAGCAAAGCAUGAGAUUUGAAAAGGUAUUUGAAAAUGCAGUAGAUCCUGGAGCUGUAGCAGACAUUUUGGAAAGCUUCCUAACCAGGUUUGAAUUAAUACAGCUAGUUCCUCCAGUAUGGGAUGAGUUGGCCUGCUAUGAAGAAAACACACGGGAUUUUCUUUUCCCUGAGCCCAAGCUGACACCUUCAUAUUCUAGGAGGUAUAGGGACGUGCUCAUGAAGACGGCUGUAGGUUUUCCAGGCAUUGCUCCCAAAAUAGAGUUUUCUACAAGGACAGCCAUCAGAGAAUGUGUGUUUCUGCACAGAAACAGAUUUCUUGAAGAAAGACAUAAGUCACGAAGGCCUUUAUUUACGUCACAUGAACCAAUAUUAAAUACUAUAAAGAUGAAACCAAAGGAGAAUAAUCUCAAUAGACUGCCCAAAGGCAUGCAAGCUGGGGCUCCCUCUCCAUAUUCUACCAGGCGUUUCUUCCAGGACCAGCCAGCUCAGUUGAACCUUGGAAAUAAUUUCAAAAUCUUCAGUGGAAGCAAGCCUCCAUUUGUUGUUAGACACGUGGACAGUGCAAAGCCCUUUGGUGAGAAUAUUUCAGAGCAUCAUUUGAGGAGGUCUAGAAGAAAAUCUAAGUUUUCAGACUUUCCGUUUCCAAUGAGAAGAGCUUCUUCUCUUGACAACCUUGCAGCUAACAUAAAGGUUAUCAAAGAGCCAGAUGAACAGAUUGUUUUAAGGAGCAAGUCAUCAUCACGUUUAGAUUCAAGUAAAUUUGGAAAGCCCUCACCCAGUAAACAAGGGGAUGCCAGAUUCCAUGGGAAAGCUUCAUUUUCUGCCUCCCAGCAUUCCAGAUCUCCUGGCCCUCUGGAUCAACCCCUUUUCCGAGAAAGGUUCCAUCCUGGUUCUCAGUCCACAUGGAAGAAUAUCCAUGAGAGGGUAUGCCAUCUUCUGACAGCCUACAGAGCUCAGCAGCACAAAAACAAGGAAGAUUCUACGUCUGAAGUAAAUUGUAUCAUCGAAAGACCAAGCUGCCCUCUGAAGCAAUACCCACUGAGAUAUUUUUAAGCUACUGUCUUAUAUAAGUAAGCAGCUUAAGUGCUUUUCCUUAUAUGGAUUUGCUAAAAGACUUUCAGUUUCAUCCUUUCACUGUGAAAUAACUAGAAAGUGUGGAGGAUGGGAGACUUGGAAGAGACCUAAGAACCACGUUCUCUCCUCACUCUGUAUAAUAAUGGCAGUGCAUGUGUCUUCCAGCUCUCUUGACUCCUCUUGUAAUCAUUUCCCCGGCCCCAACAUCACCCUUUAUCUAAUGGGCCUCUGGCCUUCUUUCAGCUCUUUGAACACGAGCUCUUUCCUGCUGUGGGGUCUUUGCACAUGUUGUUUUCUACAUCUGAACUAUAUCGUCCUGACUCUGCCUGGAUAACUUCUAUUUGUCCUUCUAGUCUCAUGACUUUCUAUGACACAACACUCCUUCUCCCUCCGAUGUGUACCCUUUAGCACCCUGCAUUUUUCCUUCAUAAAUUAUGACACAAUUUAUUAUUAUAUUUGAUCUGGGCUGCUUGUUUAAAAUCCAUCUCUUCUACCAGAAUGAAACCUUUAUGAGAUGAGGGAUCUGUGCCUGUUGCUCACUGCUUUAUACCCAGCAUUUAGUACCAUACAAUGGAAUCACAUUUAAUUUUUCAAACACAUGUACUAGGUGUGUGUACUGAACAAGAACCUGCCUUCCCACCUCCACCUUGCUGCUGUCCCUGUAUCAUCUGACCCUUCACGAUGGUUGUUGCUCAGUAGAGAGCUUUUAUAAAUGUAUGUUGAAUGAGGUAACAAGGCAACUCUAGAAUUCAGAUUGGUGGCAGGUAGUUAGUCACAUUUUGGGACAUCAUCGUUUCUCAUAUGUUCUUUUGUUUUCCAUUUCUAACCCAGGCCCAGAAUAAUAAUUGCCCUUCCUUAUAACAUGCGGCCUGAGUGCUGAGACUUGUCCACAUACUUCACAUAUAUUAAACAAGUUCAUAUCUAAUUCUCAGGACAAUCUGUUGAGUUAGGUACUAUCAUUAGUUUCAUCUUACAGAUAGGGAAACUGAGACAUAGGUUAGGUCCCUUGCUCAAGGUGACAUGGCUAAUGAAUGGUGGAGCUGAAAAUAUGGACGUGGGUAGUGUGGCUUCAGAGAACAGUCUCUUAACCACCACAUUCUAUCGCAUUUCCAAAGCUAGAGUAUAAUCAUACAUGGAAAUCCAUGGGGAGAAAGAGCAGGUGUGUGAAAGAGGGCCCUUUGGAACCCAAGCAGAGUUUGUGGGCAUUACCUUAAGAAGCCUCCCACUAGGAUCCUAUAGCUUUGUACUGUGUAGUCCUCAUUCAGCAGGAUCAGAAUAAUUAUGCAUCUUUCUAAACAGUAAAGGAGUGUGGGAUGACCUGCUAAGUUUUCAUUGUAGUCUGGCUCCUGAAAGUCUGGUUUGAGGGUCACCCGUGCUUUAUAGCACAAGUUGGCUUACCCUAGGAGUGGCCAGGGCUCCUCACCUUUAGCACAGAAGAAGGUGUAUGUAGGACAGCUAAGUAAUUGCCCAUUCUGCAGGCUUCUACCUUAGAACAUUCUGCUUGCUAGAUUAAAGGAUGGAUUCUGGGCCAUUUACUCUCUGGUUACCAAAAUAGCCAUCUAGGCAAUUACUUAGGUAGUUACAGGAACAUAGCCCACAUGAUUACUAAAUGCCAAAUUAUGUUGAAUUUCAACAUGCGUAAUAUCAAGUUACAUAGAGCCCUGAACCAGCUGAUAUAUGUACUCUGAUGUUGGGGGAUAGAGAGUAGGUAAGAAAAGAAAAAAAAAUCACAUCAAUUCUAUCUUGGAAAACAGGUUUCCUGCGUAACAGGAAUUCCCACCCAGUGGUUUGGAACACGCUUAGAAUACCUUCUCUGGAAGCUCUCCCCUGACCCCACUCCUUGAGUCAUGGAUUCCUGGUGAGGCUGGGAUCCUGGAGGGUCAUUUUAGUGAAGGUUUAGUGAUUAUGAAAAAGACUCUGGCUAAUCUUAAACAAACAGGGCAUGUAUUUGAAAGAUGCUGAGUAUCCAUCUCAGUGAGUGCGGGAAAGAUCGAAACAAGCAGGAUGAAAAAGCUAAAACAGGACAGCCAGAGCCACUCCUACGGGUUGGGAAGACAGAUCCCAGGCAGGAGGCAUCUGACACACACAACACAGUGGCUCCCACUGUGUGUCCCAGUCCUGGCUUUUCUUGAGGACUCUCUUGUAAUGGCAGCACCAAUUCCUGUCCCUCCCCUUCUCCGUAUCACCUGUUUCACUGCCAGCCAGCUUUCCCUCUCCUGUCUCCCCAGCGAUCUUGAGAUUCCAGGGAGAUGAAAAAGUAGAUUCUUACCACAAAAAGGUCAGGAAUUCUUGAGCCAAAAACAAUGAAUCCAAUUGUCUGACUAGGUAGAGGGAGGGAAUGAGUGGAAGAAAUGGGUUGAAGGGGUCGGAAUACAUCUAUUUCUGGAUCUUUUGGGACUUGGUACUUUUGGUAUAAACAGAGUAUCCCUUGUAUAUUUAGAAAUGGUGAAUUUUACCACACAAGAAACAAAUACCCCUCAAAAAAACCUAAACAAAACCUCCCACAAAGAAACCCCUCAGAUUAUCCCUAAUUCUCUUGGAAGGCAUGAUUGCCAUGACAUUGUGGCCUUGCCAAGUGUGUGACCUGGUGUUCGUUGACUGAGAUUCUGCUUCCAAGGAGGGCUGACAAGGUCGCUGCUGUGACACCUCCGGUCCCUCAGGCAGAGUCAGGCUCUCUGCCUCUGUGAGGUGGCGGAGAUGGCUGAGCUGCAUCCACCCUGGCCUGCUGACUUCUUCCUCCCUGUGCUUCAGCAGCUCCCUGUGAUUCCAGGUUCCACUAUGUGCCUGGCCUUCAGCAGGAGCCAGUCCCUUUGCAAUGCUCCCAACUGGAGUGUCAGCAAAGAAUUCAGACCUAGAUUUCCUCAGAUGCAGACAAGAAUUGUAGUUCUAAACCUUUGAUAAAUUAAAGAACAGCAAAAAGGAAAUAGCCAAAACAUUUUUUAAAAAGGGAAAAUUAAUUGACGUGCUGGUUUCUGACCAUGUUAUUGCUCGUUAGGACUCCAGUUCCUAAGACAGUGGCUGGUACUGGUUCUAACCUCGCCUGUCUCCAUUGGGCAGGGGUUAUUUUACUUUCCCUCAUGGGGUUCCAUUACAACCAGCCUGCAGAUUUCAGCUCCACUAUUUGGCACUCACCCUCUCUGAUUUGGUCACCAGCUUCUGAGGAAUUGGUCAUUUGGUAGCUUGUGGGCAUGGAUGCACAGAUGUACCUCCCUUUAUCCCAGUACUUCCUGGUCUUGUCAGGGUCCAACAGACCACACAGGGAGUGACCAUGCACCCAAAUCAUAAGGCAAAUUCCUGGAUCAGCUGUCCUCAGUGGGUGUUAGAAUCAUCUGGGGAGCUUUGAAAAAUACCAAUGCCCAAAACCCACUUCAGACGAGCUUAAUUGGAAUCUCUGCAGGUAGGGCCUGGCAUUGUUUUUUUUUUUUUUUUUUUUUUGAGACAGAGUCUCGCUCUGUUGCCCAGGCUGGAGUGCAGUGGUGUGAUCUUGGCUCACUGCAGUCUCUCUCUCCUGGGUUCAAGUGAUUCUCCUGCUUCCGCCUCCUGAGUAGCUGGGACUACACGUGUGUGCCACCAUGCCCGGCUAAUUUUGUACUUUUAGUAGAGAUGGGGUUUCACCAUAUUGGUCAGGCUGGUCUCCAACUCCUGACCUGGUGAUCUACCUGGCUCGGUCUCCCAAAGUGCUGGGAUUACAGGUGUGAGCCACCAUGCCCAGCCACAUUGGUAUAUUUAUAAAAGUUCUUCAGGGGAAUUUUUUUUUUCAGUUUUCCAGGCUGUAGUGCAGUAGCGUGAUCUCAGCUCACUGCCACUUCUGCCUCCCAGGUUCAAGCAGUUGUCGUGCCUCAUCCUCCUGAGGAGCAGGGAUUACAGGUGUGCACCACCACACCAAAGUAAUUUUUAUAUUUUUUGUAGAAAUGGGGUUUCAUCAUGUUUCCUGGGCUGGUCUCAAACUCCUGGCCUCAAGUGAUUUACCUGCCUUGGCCUCCCAAAGUGCUAGGAUUAUAGGCAUGAGCCACCACAUCAGCCUCUUCAGGGAAUUCUGAUGUACAUUUAGGAUUAAGAAUCUCUGCAGUCAGAUGUGAGUUUCUUAAGGAUGGGGAAUUUGGAAGCUUCCCAUCCCCAAUCCCAUAGUGACUCCCAUUUAUGCUCAAAUAUAAUUAUUCUGGCUGGACGUGGUGGCUCUCUCCUGUAAUCCCAGCACUUUGGGAUGCCAAGGUAGGAGGAUUGAUUGAGCUCAGGAGUUCAAGACCAGCCUGGGCAACAGAGCAGCACUCUGUCUCUAAAAAAUAAAUAAAAAAGAAAGAGGCCAAGUGUGGUGGCUCAUGCCUGUAGUCCUAGCACUUUGGGAGGCCAAGACAAGUGGAUCACUUGAGAUCAGCAGUUAGAAACCAGCCUGACCAACAUGGUAAAACCCUAUGUCUACCAAAAAAAAAAAAAAAAAAAAAAAAAAAAAAAAUUAGCUGGGCGUGGUGGCCAGUGCCUGUAAUCCCAGCUACUUGGGAGGCUGAAGCAGGACAAUUGCUUGAAACUGGGAGGUAGAGGUUGUAGUGAGCCAGGAUCACACCAUUGCACUCCAGGUUGGGUGAUAGAGCAAGACUCCAUCUCAAAAGAAAAAAAAAAAAGAAAAGAAAGAAAAAUAAAGAAGAAAGGAAAGAGGGAAGGAAGAAAAUUUGUUCAGUAGAAUAUAGUUGAUUAGAACAUGUUUAACGGCUCAACUGAAUAACACCUAUUUUGGCACAUUUACUAUUGUAGCAAGGACUCUGCUAACUCGUCACAGUAAUAAUAGAAGGUAGAUACUCUGUCGUCAUCCUGAUAUUUUACAAAGAUGUCAAGUAACUUGCCUAAGGUCACAGAGAUGCUCACUGGGUAAACCUGUUGUAGGAAUCCAGGGAAAAAAGGCUCAGAGACCAAGUGAUCCCAAGGCAUAGCAACAUGCCAAGACUGGGGUAGUAUGAAAUCAUCUUUUUCUCCUUACUUGUAUUGGAUUGUUCACCUUUUUCUCAAUACCACAUGUAGAAUGUGAUGUUUCAGAUUUUGCAUGGGAAGUGAAUGAAAGCCGAAUGAGGAUCAUGAAGAGCUCAUUCAUCGAGACAAUUGAAGCAUCCUUAGAGAAAUGAACAAUUUUUGUUGUCUGUGUUGAGUCACUGGUGGCUAAUCCCCUUUAAACCAAACCCUGUACUCAAGUCUUUGUGCCCAGGUAAGAAUUGUUGAUUAAAGUGUUUGCUGUCUGGGGGCUCACAUUUUCUUGUCAAGCUGGAAAAUUUGUGUUUUUGUAUGUUUGUUUUGAACAUGAAAUAGAAAGCACCAUAGUUGGGUGACAGGUGCUUUUCCAUUUGGAAAGGACUUCUUAGAAUUCUAACGAAAAUGUCAAGAUGCCUUUUAAGGUAUUCUUCAUUUUUAACAGUGAAUGUGUUCUUGAAAACUUCUUUUCUUCUAUUUUCCUCCUUCUGAUCCCUUCUUCCUCCCCUAUCUUUCUUUCUCUCUCUCUCAAAUUAGUUAUAUAUGAGCUAGAGGAAGGCUAUUCAGAGGAAUAGCCUGAUAAAUCCUCCAGGAAAACUGUCAACUUGACCUUCUCUUUUUGGUAAAUCUGUUUUUGUUGUUGUUUGUUUAUUUCUUAGUGUUAGGCUUGAUUUAGAUGAAGUCCGCUAAAAACCUAGACAAGAGAGCACUGCCUCUAGAGAAUUCAGAUCUUGUUUUAAAUGUUGAAUUUCUAUAGUAAAUUGCAAGAGGAGGCUAGUUCCUUUGGAGUGUAGUUUAAACUACUCCUUCUGUUUCCUACUCCUUUGUUCCAGCAAUUCUUUGUAAAUUUAGAUGAGGAACAAAAGCUUCCUCAAAUAUUUCUCCAAAAGAAUUACAUUAAGUGAAUAGGUUCUACAGAUAGGACUACCAAUGUCAUGUUUUAAAGUUGGUUAGGAAGGUGCAUUUAUAAAUUGCUUAUGCAGUUUGAGGGAGCAGGAAGAGGACGCGGAUGGGAUAAAGACAGACUAGAGGUACAUUUGUCUUCGUUGAUACAGACCCAGAGAAGAGGAGCCUGAAAGUGGAAACUCAUGUCCCUCCUUCGCAGUAUAACCAUAGCGUUUUCCUCUACCAGCCCUGCUAUAGUGUGAAUGUUUGUAUCCCCUCAAAAUUUGUAUCUUGAAGUCCUAACCUCUGAGGAAAUGGGCCUUUUGGGAGGUGAGGUUGUGAGGGUGGACCCCUCAUAAAUGAGAAUAGUGCUCUAUAAAUAGGCUCAAGGGAGCUCGUUUGCUCCUUCCACUGGUGAAGAGACAGUAAGAAGGCUCCAUCUUUGAACCAGGAAGAGGGCCUUCACCAGAUUCUGAAUCUGCUGAUGUUUUGAUCUUGGACUUCCCGGCUUCCAGAACUGUAAUAAAUAAAUUCCUGUUGUUUAUGAGCUACCCGUUUUAUGAUAUUUUGCUAUAGAGCCUGAGUAGUAAGAUAAUACCUUAAAACUUGUUCCAUUUUUAGAAGAUUCAGUGAGAGCCAAGUUUUUUUUUUUCCUCAUUGUGAUAAUAGUGAUUAGUUCAUUAGGUAAAUUAAGAAAAUGAAAUUAAAAACUAAAACAGAAAAGGGACUCCAGAAACAAAACAACGAAACAAAAUUCAUUUAUCUUCUUAGAAUUUCAGCCAAAUAAAGGUAUAUCCAAGUUGAACAUCCCAAUCUAAAAAUCUCAACUCUGAAAUGCUCCAAAAUCCAAAGUCUUUGAGUGCCAAUAUGACACCAUAAGUGACUGCAUCUGUGGAAGUGCAUUCCACAUCUGACUGCAUGUGGCAGGUUGCAGUCAAAUGCAUUUGGAACUUUGUUUCAUGCUCAAAAUUAUUUAAAAUGUUGUGUAAAGUUACCUUCAGGCUUAUGUGUAUAAGGUAUAUAUAAAACAUAAAUGAAUUUCAUGUUUAGACUUAGGUCCUAUCCCCUAUCCUGAAGGUAUUUCAUUGCAUUUAUGUAAAAAUUCCAAAAUACAAAAACAGAAACCCAAGUUUGAAACACUUUUGGUCAGACCCAACCAUUGAAGAUAAGGGAGAUUCAACCUGUAUUACAACCAGCAUUCCACCUUGGCAAGGCCGUCAGCAAGCUUAAAUUAAAUGUGCUAAUAUGUUCUCGGUCUCUCUGAAACUAUAGUUGUCAAUUUAUAAUUUUGAUGUCACCUCUAAAUAGUCAUCAAAAAUAAGAAAACAUUUUGUUACAUUAAGAUUAUUCCCUAAGUCUCAGGAGAGGACUACUUACGUAAGAAGCUGAAGGAAAGCAGCCCUAAUUAACUGGUAUACCAUUUCAGUUAUUAUUAAAAUAUACACCAUGACAUUCAAUGUUCAGUGUUUUUUUGAAAUGGUUUGAGAAUAACUCUUUAAUUUAAUAAGAUCUUAAAUGCCCAUUCCUAAAGUCAUUUUUAUUUUUCACACUAAAUUGUGCUUUUUUCUCUCUACUUUCAAGUCUAUUAACUCUAUUCCUUAACUUAUUUUUGUUUUAACUUUUUGUUUUUCAAGGAAUUAUUUCAAUUUUGAGGAAUCAUGCUGGGGCAAGGGUUUCAGUUGAGGUAUUCUGCUUUUGGAGCAUGAAUAAUUUUGUGAUGUUUUGGGGUUUGGAUUACUUUGGGAAGAUCUGCGUCAUUAAACAUCAUAAA